CCUGAUGAAUAAAACAUCCCGUGUUUGCUGCUGACUGAUCACCGGAGACUUUUCAGCCGCACAAGUGGUGAAAGGCGACAUAAUCUGCCUCAGAACAAGAUCUGGACUGAGAUUGAGACACACACACACAUGAAGAAAGAGGGAGGAAGACCUGCAGCAGGAGGAGCAGCAUGUUAAAACCCCAGCAGCAGCAGCAGCAGUGUGGUCAGCAGCAGCAGCAGCAGCAGCAGUGUGGUCAGCAGCAGCAGCAGCAGCUGCUGCUCCAUGAGUCACCGCAUGUUUUUGGGAAGCCGUGGUUCUGGCAGCGCAGCAGCAGCAGCAUGGAGAGCACACGCAGCCUGGCCCACGUCAUCAUGGAGAUGCGAGAUGAAAUCAAGAAGCUGGAGGACGAGAACAAAGAGCUGAGAGGAGACAGCGGUCACUGGUCAGUCGCCGUCAGAACAGGAGGAACCAGCCUGGGAUCAGCAGCGUCAGCAUCAGCAUCAGCAGCAGCAUCAGCAGCAGCAGCAGCAGCAGAGCAGCAGAACGUGGAGGAGAUCCACAGUGUGAACCUGAGGAGGAACGUGUCUGCACCAGUUCUGGAUGGACAAUACAAAGAGACCAGCGUCAUGACGGUACGCAGAUAUUCUGUGGGCUCUAAUCUGUCAGCUAAUCUGACUCUGAGAGAAGGAAGGAGUGACAGGAUGAGACGCAGCGACGCUGGAUGGAGGAGAUUACAAGAAGAGAUGCAUCAUGGGAGCGACGUGUUUGCAAACUCUGUGAGAGGAGAAACGGGAAAAGUUAACAACAGACACUCGCUGCAGGAAUACGUCCACAAGAACAGGGCCAAAGUAAAAACGGUGACUUUUCUUCUUCCUGUGGACGACAUUUACACAAACCGUCCUGUUCUCUCCAAACACCAGGGGGAGCCAGUGUUUUCUCAGCUGACCUCCAUCGAUGAGACGGACUCGUGAAAGACGGGACCAAUAAAUACUGUGGCUCUGAGGACACGAGGACAAAGAGAGGAGGACACGAGGACAUGAAGUGAUUCUUUGACCUGGUUUGUCUCACAGACAGACGGACAGACAGACAGAGUCUGGUUACAGGAGUGUGAGUGAGUGAAGGACACUGAUGAGACACAUGAGUGUCUCAGGUGACAAACCUUCACCUGCAGGUGGCAGCACUUUAACAGACUGAGUCAAAUUCAUUCAUUCAUUCAUUCAUUCAUUCAUUAUUCAUGCUAAUUUGUGUUCACAGAGUAAAGUGAAAUCUCCACGUGUGAAU
Molecule: messenger RNA, 1263 nt
Organism: Solea solea (common sole)
Lineage: Eukaryota; Metazoa; Chordata; Actinopteri; Pleuronectiformes; Soleidae
Exons: 3
Coding region: 171-953 (260 amino acids)
Source: RefSeq, a predicted model, not a curated record